AUGAGGAGCACAAGAUUUCUAGUGGAUGGAGUCAAGAAACUAGAUAUUCAACCUUUUUAUAAUCUUGGCCGACCAGUUAACUGCAGGGGUCUCAUUAACGAACAUUGGUGUAUGCCAGAACUGGGAAUUUUCUUUCAUAAUGUGAAUGGGGUUGUUAAACCAUCUUAUGAAUCCCGAGUUACUAAAGGUAUUUGGAACUAUGAUCUAGAAAUACAGUGUAUGGAUCCAGUAUCAUGUAUAACUACUAUAUCCUCAGUGGAUUAUACCUCGGACACUCUUAUGCUCGAAAUAUCAAAUAAGGAUCAGCAAGUCAUAUUAAGGCUGAAGAAUAGAGCAGAUCUUUCUUAUACAGAAACUAGCGGAGGACAAACUACUUUAGGAAUUGGAUCAAAACCAGCAAUUAAUUAUACUUUCAAUUUAAGGUCUUGGCAAAAAAUAAAACAAUUUUGGUAG
Molecule: messenger RNA, 453 nt
Organism: Eurytemora carolleeae
Lineage: Eukaryota; Metazoa; Arthropoda; Copepoda; Calanoida; Temoridae
Exons: 6
Coding region: 1-453 (150 amino acids)
Source: RefSeq, a predicted model, not a curated record